Molecule: messenger RNA, 3888 nt
Organism: Annulohypoxylon maeteangense
Lineage: Eukaryota; Fungi; Ascomycota; Sordariomycetes; Xylariales; Hypoxylaceae
Product: glycoside hydrolase family 35 protein
Exons: 9
Coding region: 241-3273 (1010 amino acids)
Biological process (GO): carbohydrate metabolic process
Cellular component (GO): vacuole
Molecular function (GO): beta-galactosidase activity
Source: RefSeq, a predicted model, not a curated record
AUCCUACCAAGUACAUAUUUGGGGGGCUAGCCACAAGGAAAUCUUGGAACUUCAUCGCGAUUGUACUUAGUAGUAAUUACCUACCUAGUAUGUUAUGCGUAGGUACCUAGGUAUCUAGCGUAUGCUUUUCAUUCAAAUUGUUUGAAUUUUGUAAACACAAUACGUUUGUGUCGUCAAGUCGACUCUUCCGAUUCCGUUCUUAAAAGUGUCAGGUACUAUUUACAACUUCUAUUCGUCAAUAUGGGGGUCCUUCGUUCCGCACAAGAGCCACUUGCAGUGUUGGCAAAUCCAGCCAAUUUCAUACGACCUUUUAUCCUUUUAGUCCUUGCAUUCUACACAUUUCGGAAUUAUGACUGGUUCAUAGGAGCAGUACCCGAGACAAGCGUUGGGAGUGAUGAAAAACCAUUACAAGAUAUUGUUACUUGGGAUGAACACUCCUUAUAUAUAAAAGGGGAAAGAGUUAUGAUUAUGAGUGGUGAAUUUCACCCCUGGAGAUUACCUGUCCCCUCAUUAUGGCUUGAUAUUUUUCAGAAAGUUAAGGCGAUGGGGUUCAAUUGUGUCUCUUUCUAUAGCAACUGGGCUUUAUUGGAAGGAAAACCAGGCAACUUUUCAGCCGAAGGUGUGUUUGCCUACGAAGAAUUCUUCAAAGCUGCAACUAAGGCUGGCGUCUAUCUUAUCGCACGACCUGGCCCCUACAUUAAUGCCGAAGUUAGUUUUGGUGGAUUCCCCGGUUGGCUUCAACGUAUUAAGGGGCAUCUUAGGACUCCAGAUGAGGGUUAUUUAGCAGCAACGGACAACUAUGCAACUCAAAUUGGUGCCAUAAUUGCUCGCGCACAAAUUACCAACGGCGGCCCUGUUAUAUUAUACCAACCUGAGAACGAAUACACAGUCGGAGUCUCUAUCCCUUUCCCUAGCGGCAAUUACAUGCAGUAUGUCGAGGACCAAGCGAAAAACGCUGGCGUUGUUGUACCCCUUAUCAGCAACGACGCUGUCGCGCUUGGCCGCAAUGCUCCUGGUACGGGGUUAGGUGAGGUCGAAAUCUACGGACAUGAUGCUUACCCAGUCAUGUUCGAUUGUGCGAAUCCUUCUACUUGGCCACUCCUGGCUUUAUCAGGAACUUACCAUCAAAUCCACGAAUUACAGAGCCCCUUAACCCCUUUCUCGUUAGUCGAAUUCCAAGGUGGCGCAUACGAUCCAUGGGGUGGCCCGGGGUUUAAUAACUGUGCUACGUUCAUUAACCACGAAUUCGAACGAGUUUUCUUCAAGAAUAACUUUGCUGCAGGUGUAGCUAUCCAUAAUAUCUAUAUGAUUUACGGUGGUACAAAUUGGGGCAACAUCGGACAUCCGGGUGGUUAUACGUCAUAUGACUAUGGAGCAGCUAUAUCCGAAGACCGGACAAUCGUAAGAGAAAAGUAUUCGGAAUUAAAGCUUGAAGCUGAAUGGCUGAAAGUAUCACCGGACUAUUUGACAGCUCAGCCAGGGGCUGCUCUGGUUUGGACAUAUGCGACCAAUGCAGCAAUUACUGUGACAAGACUUGCUGGUAACAGUACGCUAGGCAGCGGAUCAUUCUUUGUCGUCCGGCAUAGCGAUUAUUCCAGCACUACUUCGGAUAGCUACACGAUGAAGUUACCUACAUCAGAGGGCGAUAUAUCUAUUCCAACAUUAUUUGACAAGUUUACCCUUCACGGCAGGGACUCGAAAAUUAUAGUCACUGACUACGAUGUACAAGGAAUCAAGCUUUUAUACUCGACUGCUGAGAUUUUAACCCACCAAAGGUUUCAAAACGCGACAGUGCUCCUUGUAUAUAGUGGGCCAACCGAAAUAAACGAGCUUGCAGUAAAAACUACUGGUGGUUCUCUAGUUGUGUCGGACGACUCUAUUAAAAUAAACAGGACUGAAGGGCUCGUCACUCUAGCUUGGGCCACUUCCCCAACAAGGAGGGUCGUUCAGAUUGACCGCUUUCAUAUUUACAUUUUAGAUCGGAAUUCUGCUUACAAGUAUUGGAUACCGGAAAUCAGUAAAUCUUUAUCGCUGAUAAUCAAUGGGCCUUAUCUUGUUAGAUCUGCUUCUCUUGAGAAUGGAGCGCUGUCCGUCUCCGCAGACUUCAACAGGUCGACGAUUUUCGAAGUCAUCGGAGCCCCGCAGAAUACGACGACGUUAAUUAUAAAUGGGAAGAAGGUAGAUUUCGAAAACCAGGAUGAACGAAUAGUAGCUACCAUCCCGUAUUCGGCCCCAUUACUUAACAUACCUCUCUUAUCCGAAUUACCGUGGAUCUAUGUCGACUCGCUUCCCGAAAUUCAAACGAACUACGAUGACUCCACAUGGGUGAUCUGCGAUCACCAGUCUACGAACAAUUCAUAUCAAAUUCUACAAACACCGACCUCACUCUUUGCCGGUGAUUACGGGUUUCAUGCUGGAAUUUUACUAUUUAGGGGUCACUUCACCGCCAAGGGCACCGAAAAAUCCUUCAAGAUCAAGACUCAAGGGGGCACUGCGUACGGCCACUCGAUCUGGCUCAAUGGCAUCUUUCUAGGAUCUUGGGUCGGAAGCGCCAGGAAUUCGAACUACGACACUACCUACGAGUUGCCGGAUCUUACCCAAGGAGAAUCAUAUACCUUCACGAUUGUCAUCGACCAUAUGGGAUUAGACGGUAACUACGUGCCGGGCAUCGACACUGGCAAAGCGCCUCGCGGGAUCCUCAACUAUCGCCUCACGAGUUCUUUAAUUGACUCCACCCCCAUAACCUGGAAAAUCACCGGAAACUUUGGGGGUGAAGACUACGUCGAUCAGGUGCGGGGUCCUCUGAACGAAGGGGGGCUGUACAUCGAAAGACAGGGUUACCACCAGCCUCGACCUCCUACCCAGAACUUUACCUCUGGCUCGCCGUUUUCCCCGCCAGGCAAGCCGGGCAUAUCAUACUACAUGGCCCCGCUUUCACUCGACCUACCCUCCGAUACUUACGACAUCCCGCUCUCCUUUUCCUUCCGCAACGUCGACGGCGGGGCUGCGCGCAUCCAACUAUACGUAAACGGGUGGCAAUUCGGCAAGUUCGUAGGUCAUAUCGGACCGCAAACAAACUUCCCCGUCCCUGAGGGUAUCUUAAACUAUAAUGGAGAGAACUGGAUCGGGUUGGCGAUAUGGCGUAUGGAGGAGAAUGGCCGAGAGCCCGUCCUCGAAUUUACGCUCGAAGCUGGUAUACCGGUUUUGACGGGACGCGAUCCUGUUGUUUUAGUCGAGAGCCCGAUUUGGUCGCUACGCGAGGGAGCGUACUGAAGUUCAUUGAUUCUAUGAUAAUGGUAAAUAUAUAGAAUCGUUACUCGAUCACGACGAGAUAUUAGCUAGCUACCCCUGUUAUCUGCGAAGAUUUCCGAUUGGUCUACUGGUCAUUAAAUUGCCUAUUCUGGCUUCAAGUUCUCCAAACACAACUACUAACUCUGAUUGUAGUAAAGCGACAUGAAGGUGGAGACUGACGAGGGUCCGGCUUAAAGGGCCAAGACUACCUACCUAGCCAGUAGGUACCUUAUCUGUAGCUUCAUGAUUCUAUCUCGAAUUUUUCGGCGUUUCUACGUUAUUUUCGGAUAGUCUAGCAGCGAGGCCAAGGUUAGAGGAGCGAUAUCGCCGUUCAUGGUGUCCAGGAGGUCAGUUUUGCGUUCCUGUUGUCGUUAUCUGGUAUCCCCCAGUAUGAUAUGUGGGGGGAGGAAUAAACAUAAAACCUUUGAUCUGUAUUAGCGACAGAAGUAUAAUUCAUUAUAAUGUAACAUCAUUAGUCAACGGCGAGAUAAGCCAUCAGCAUGCUGUCGAAUAUAUCAUGAUCGCAGCCUCAAAUAGGUAGAUGAAGACUUAUCUACCUACCUAUCAAAUGAGUAGAACCAGGUACAUAUAACAGCC